Molecule: messenger RNA, 1767 nt
Organism: Salarias fasciatus (jewelled blenny)
Lineage: Eukaryota; Metazoa; Chordata; Actinopteri; Blenniiformes; Blenniidae
Product: protein THEM6-like
Exons: 3
Coding region: 96-704 (202 amino acids)
Source: RefSeq, a predicted model, not a curated record
CUCGUGACGUCACUCACCCGGAAGUGGUGCUGAUCUGCCGGUUUCUGGAAGUCGCGGCUCAUCGAUGGUAGCGCAGUCUUCAGGGCGCACGAGAGAUGUUGCUGCUGGUGCUGCUCGCCCUCCUCCUGCUCUUCUGCAGCCUGGACGUGUGGUACUUCCUGCGGGGGGCCCAGGUCUUCGUGCAGACCCUGUUCCAGCCCAGGAUAUGGGACAUCCUGGCCGAGCAGAGCUUCGACGGCAUGGUGCUGCCCCACGACCUGGACUACAUGGGCCACAUGAAUAACUCCCGCUACCUGCGGGAGUGUGACUUUGCCCGCUUCCACCAUUGCAUGAGAAACGGCCUGUUCAUGGGCUCGCGCAAACUGGGCGCCAGGAUGGUGGUGGGCGCCUCCACGAUCCGCUACCGCCGCUCCCUGGCGUUCCGCGAGGCUUUCGAGAUCCGGACAAAAGUGGUGGGCUGGGACGACAAGGCGUUUUACCUAGAGCAGCGCUUCGUGUCCAAGAGGGACGGCUUUGUGUCCGCCGUCAUGCUCUGCAGGCAGAACGUGGUGCGCAGCAGCCCAGAGACCCUCAUCGAGUUCAUCUGCAAGAAAAAGAUUGAGUGCCCCGAGUUUCCUGAGGACCUCAAACACUGGAUCAGCUACAUUUCAGCCAGCAGCCAGGCUCUGAGAGCGGAGAGCGGACUGGAGGACAAGAACAAGUGAAGGAACAUAUCAGAGCACUGCACCUCCACAUACAGUAGCUACACACACACACACACACACACACACACACAAGCCACACAGUUUGGUUGACGAUGUCAGUUGACUUCCAGAUUUCCACAUUUACGUCUCGUUCGGCAUCGAUCUGCGCAGCUGCGUGUUUUCACGAUAGAGAAGCUCAUUAUGAAAACUUGAAUCUCAUAGUCUAAAAUCCACUGUUUGCAUCGCCAUCGCAAUUUAACCGGGGAAAACAACUCGGUUUAAUCGUCUUCGUGUGACGCAUCUUCAUUGUCAGUUAGCUCGAGAACAGCAUGUAGCUUGAUGUGGGGUGUAACGGAAAAACCUCGGUUCACAAACUAAAACGUAUCGAAGUUAAGAUCUGGACUUCCUGCAGGAUUUAAAACUGAAAUAUUUCCAGUGGUUUAAAACUAUAUUUUAAAAAAGGGAUUAUAUCUUGUGAACCACUGCACCCCGAAGCUUUAUCUUCUACUAGCAUCGAUGCAUGUUAUGAAACAAAGAGCCCAAGUAUUUAUUUUGUGCCUGUUUCUCGUAGAUUAGGGAGUUAUUGCGUUUAAUAUUCACUUGUGAUGAACUACUGACAUCAGUUUGACUCUUUCCAUCAGUAUUAUUUGCACAAACGAGCGAAAAAAAUCAAACUCUUCGAAACACUCCUGAAGGGAACCCAUCCUCACGACGGUUUCGGUCUCCAGGACCUCGUGCAUGUGGUUUUAAAAGAGCAAAAUGCUUGAGUUCUGACCGACGGGAAGUUGCUGGCAACUUUUGGACCUCUGCCUACGCACAGCGAACGUCCGACCAGCGUUCGGAAACAUCUGCGACCUUAUCGUCUGCGCUUCAGUUUGCGACCAAAGUAAUGUAUUGUUGAGUGUGUUUUUGGAGGAGAGAUUGUUUAUAUUCAACUGACCACUGAAUCUUGAAGGAUGUGAUUGAAAUUAUGCAUUGUCUCUUUAUAUUCCAUUUAUUAUUUAUAAUUUAUUGAAUUAUAUCCACGCACUGAAGUUUAUUUAUUGUGUCAAUGCAUUUUGAAUUAAAAAUGCUCUGGAAACGG